AUGGGCGUUCGUCUAGGCCGCUUGAGCGACUCCCCGUGGUGGCCGCCGCCGCUGCUGCUACUGCUACUGCUGCUGCUGUUCAGCACCCUCCCCGGCUGUUCGGGAAGGCCGUUUGGGAAUCCGAUGCCCUCUGUGAACGUGGCGGUGGUGUUCAGCGGCUCGGCCUACCAGACGGAGAUUAAAGGGAGGUUAAGCCGGGAGAACUUCAUGGACCUUCCCCUGGAGGUGAACCCCAUCACAGUGCUGGUCAACAACACCAACCCGCGCGCACUGCUCACCCGGAUCUGCGACACACUCUCCACAAACCGCGUCCAUGGCGUGGUGUUUGAGGACAACGUCGGCUCGGAGGCAGUGGCACAGAUCUUGGACUUCAUCUCCACACAGACAGCUGUGCCCAUCGUGGGCAUCAGUGGAGGAUCUGCUGUCGUCCUGCCGUACAAGGGUGAAGGCUCCAACUUCCUCCAGCUGGGCUCCUCCAUCGAGCAGCAGAUCAACGGCAUGUUCAAGGUGAUGGAGGAGUACAACUGGGACAGCUUCGUAGUCAUAACCAGCCUCUACCCGGGCUACGAAACCUACGUGGAUUACGUCAAGUCUUUCACAGACACCAGCUACUUCAUGUGGGAUCUGCAGGACGUUCUGACCUUUGACAUGUCUGCCGACGGCAUGAACGACAUCAGAGCGCGGAGGCUGCUGCAGCAGAUCGAUGCCCAGGUGCUCUUAGUGUACUGCUCCCACGAAGAGGCUCAGUACCUCUUCAGCAUGGCGACCGAGGCCGGAUUAGUAGGGCCAGGUUACAUCUGGAUUAUCCCCAGCCUGGCAGUGGGGAACCCUGACAUCCCACCGCCUGACAGCUUCCCCGUGGGGCUCAUCAGCAUCAUCACAGACCGCUGGAGGAUGAGUCUGAGGAAGAGGGUGAGAGACGGGGUGGCUAUCGUGGUGAAAGGUGUGCAAAGCUUCAGGAAACAGAGAGGCUUUGUUCCCGAGGGACACAGUGACUGUCACAACCCUGUCAAGCCCGUCACGUCUAAUGACACGCUGUUCAGGCACAUGUUGAAUGUAACCUGGGAACACAACGACUUCUCCUUCAACAGCAACGGUUACCUGGUGAAUCCAGCCAUGAUAGUCAUCACUUUGGACAGAGAGAGGCAGUGGGACAAGGUGGGGAACUACGAGUCGGGCAUCCUGCAAAUGAGAUACCCCGUGUGGCCUCGCUACGGCACCUACCUGGAGCCGGUGUCGGAUUACAGGCAUCUGACGGUGGCCACGCUGGAGGAGAGGCCCUUUGUCAUCGUGGAGGCGGUGGACCCUUUGACGGGUACUUGUGUCAGCAACACCGUGCCCUGCAGACGGCAGUCCAACAAGACGGAAGCUAUCGUGGGUCACACUGAGCCGUACACUAAGCUGUGCUGUAAAGGCUUCUGCAUAGACAUCCUGAAGAAGUUGUCCCGCACCAUCAAGUUCUCCUACGACCUCUACCUGGUCACCAACGGCAAGCACGGGAAGCUGGUUCGAGGGAUCUGGAACGGGAUGAUCGGGGAGGUGUUCUACAAACGCGCCGACAUGGCCAUCGGGUCGCUGACCAUCAACGAAGAGCGCUCUGAGAUCAUUGACUUCUCGGUGCCGUUUGUGGAGACGGGGAUCAGCGUGAUGGUGGCUAGGAGCAACGGGACGGUGUCGCCAUCGGCCUUUUUAGAACCGUACAGCCCGGCUGUCUGGGUGAUGAUGUUCGUCAUGUGUCUGACCGUUGUGGCCAUCACCGUCUUCGUCUUUGAGUACUGCAGUCCGGUCGGGUACAACCGCAGCCUGGUCACCGCCAAAGAUCCUGGAGGCCCCACUUUCACCAUCGGGAAGUCAGUGUGGCUGCUGUGGGGUAUCGUCUUCAACAACUCUGUCCCCAUCGAGAAUCCAAAAGGCACCACCAGUAAGAUCAUGGUCCUGGUGUGGGCUUUCUUCGCCGUCAUCUUCCUCGCCUCCUACACGGCCAACCUGGCAGCCUUCAUGAUCCAGGAGCAGUACAUCGACACGGUCUCUGGCCUGAGUGACAAAAAGUUUCAAAAGCCACAGGAGCAGUACCCUCCGUUCCGCUUUGGUACGGUCCCAAAUGGCAGCACAGAGCGUAACAUAAGGAGCAACUACCCCGAGAUGCACUCCCACAUGGUCAAAUACAACCAGAAGGGAGUGGAGGAUGCCCUGAACAGCCUCAAAACAGGGAAACUGGAUGCCUUUAUCUACGAUGCUGCUGUGUUGAAUUACAUGGCUGGCAAAGACGAGGGCUGCAAGCUGGUGACCAUUGGCAGUGGGAAAGUGUUUGCUACCACUGGUUAUGGCAUCGCCCUGCAGAAGGAUUCACGCUGGAAACGACCCAUUGACCUGGCUCUGCUUCAGUUCCUGGCUGAUGGCGACACACAGAAGCUGCAGACCGUCUGGCUCACAGGAAUCUGCCGUAACGAGAAGAAGGAGGUGAUGAGCAGUAAGCUGGACAUCGACAACAUGGCGGGAGUCUUCUACAUGCUGCUGGUGGCCAUGGGCCUGAGCCUGCUGGUUUUCGCCUGGGAGCAUCUGCUCUACUGGAAGCUGCGACAUUCAGUCCGCAAAUCAGAGCGCCUGGAUUUCCUCCUGGGUAUCAGCAGAGGCAUCUACAGCUGCUUCAAUGGAGUGGAGCAAAGUGACCGCAACGGGAGCAUGCCGAGUCCAGACGUCACGACGAACUACACGCAAGCCAACAUGCUGAAGAUGCUGCAGACCGCCAAGGACAUGGUUUCCUCUGCCAGAGUGGAGAACUCUCUGGACAACGCCACCAAAACCAUUGAGAACUGGAGCAGGCGAGGGGCCGACAAUGUGAGGGUGGGCUUGCCCAGAGUAACCACCACGGACAUGGCUCACGGCCGUCUGCCCUACAUCUCCAGCAUCACAGACAACCACUCCCCGUACCCUCAGAGUGCCCUCACACCCACUUUCCCCAUUCAUUACGCUGACAGUGUCACCCAGCCUCUCUUAGAAAAGCCCCGCGUUGUGACAAGGCCAACCCCCCUCCGCUACACGCUGCCCUCCCGCAGCAACCAACAUGUCUUGGAGAGGACUCUGCCCAUCUCAAGCCUCAGCAGCCCUCACAUUGCCAUGCGGGACCCGUCCCCCUCCGGUACUCCCAACCCCCACCACAGCAGCAGGCUGUAUGUGGAGAACCAGCCCCGACACCCGUCGUCCCCUUUCAUUCCUUAUCGGGAGUAUCAGGUUCCUGAUAUCUACGUGGAGCACAAAGGACCUCUGAGGAGGAAGUUCAGCUAUCCCCCUGACUGUGUGAGCCGCAGAAGGAGGUCCCAUAGUUAUGUGUAUGAUGCUGCAGACCCCAGAAUGAGAGCAGACUAUGAUGAACCUCGAUCCUGCCUUGCUGAGUUGAGAGCCAACCACCUCCUGAACAACCAUGCCCCUGUUGCUGCUGCCAUGGCCUCCCCUUCAGGACACUACCCGGGCGCCAGCACCAGCUGCAACUCCUGUAUGAAGUCCUACCUGGAGCCUGAAAUGGAUGACAUACCGCUCCUAGGGAAGGACAAACUCAACCGCCGAGCCUCAUUCCUCAAAGCCACAUGGGGCAACGAUCGCAUCCAUCAGGUAGAUGAAACAAAGCCCAGCACGUCUUCAAGUCAACCCAACCGCUCAGACAUGCCGGAUCUUUUUCCACGGGUGGUGGUGGCCAACCCAAAGCCUCACAAGCUCUACGGCAGUCUGGGUCACAAUCUGUCGUGCUAUCCCCUGGCUGCUGAGCCCGCCUACUUGGACCCAGCCCACAUGGGCUCCUACCCAUACAAACAAAAGAUCAAGUACUCUGAAUCCACCAGGCUGCCCUCUUACAGGGAAGCCAUCCUGCAGAACGCCGCCGCCCUGCGUCGCUCCUCCUCCACCGUGGUGCACAGACACUACUCCACCUACCUGAACUCGUACACAGACUUGCCUGUGUACGUGGGGCCACUGGCCCAGGGACCGGCCCAGUACUAUGACAGCUCCAAGGACAUGUGCCACUUGUUUCCCUGUACAAGCCACUGCCCAGAUAACGCGGUGAUGCUGCCUCGUACGAGCGACAGGCAGGUGGUUUACCACAACAAUAUGUUUGGCCCUUACGAUGGCACAGGGAAGAGGGAGGAGCCGGGCUCUGGGGGAAGGGAGCGGAGGCAGGUGUUGGUGGCGCGCAGAGUCAACAGUCCCUAUGUGCCAAAGCCCUGGGGCAGAGUAUCCAGCCUGGAGUCUGAGGUCUGAGCCCCCAUCCUUACUGGACCUCCACUCGGCUCUGGAUCAGAGCUCCUUUGAGAAGAGGCAUGCCUGGGGGAUCUCCCCCCAGCCUCUGGUUAAAGCAAAAAUUAAACUCUACACCGAUAGUGUAUUUGAGAGUGUCGACUCUCAAUUAUCAGUGCAAUAAUAUCUUGGGCAGCGAGAUGUAUCUGAGAAGACACAGGAGGAGCAAUUACUGCUGGGACUUUGUAAGCCAAACUUCAAAUAGUAAUUAAAGAAAAGGAUAUGUUGAAAGUAUUUAAUAUAAGAAUUUAACCUGUUGAUUGUUAUUUAGAGGAUUUUUAAAUGCUGUGUUGCUAUAUGAAAGAAUUCUGGGAGACAAUAUACUGUAGCCUCUCAAUCUGAUUCAACUUGAGACUUUUUUUUUUCUCAUCUUUCUUUGGACCACUUCAGUACCCAACAUGUCAAACGAGAGAUAAAUUAUUAUUUUCACAAGCACACAUUGACAUAGCUUCAGUAUAUUUUCUAAGUCUAUAACCUCGGGGGUGCAGAGGCCUCUAGGCGUACUGCUCCAUUGGUCUUAAAUGUAAUUUGAGUGGGAUCUUAUAAAGGGAAAACUAUAGAAAGUAUCAUGUGUAUUUCCAUUGUUACAGUACCCUUUAAUAAAGAACAAGGUCAUCUUAA
Molecule: messenger RNA, 4908 nt
Organism: Notolabrus celidotus (New Zealand spotty)
Lineage: Eukaryota; Metazoa; Chordata; Actinopteri; Labriformes; Labridae
Gene: grin2ca
Product: glutamate receptor, ionotropic, N-methyl D-aspartate 2Ca
Exons: 12
Coding region: 1-4251 (1416 amino acids)
Biological process (GO): synaptic transmission, glutamatergic; excitatory postsynaptic potential; long-term synaptic potentiation
Cellular component (GO): plasma membrane; NMDA selective glutamate receptor complex; postsynaptic membrane
Molecular function (GO): NMDA glutamate receptor activity; transmitter-gated monoatomic ion channel activity involved in regulation of postsynaptic membrane potential
Source: RefSeq, a predicted model, not a curated record